CUACAAACAUGCGAAACAAUUAAGUUUUUAGUGCAAUUGGUUCUAGUUGGAUUAAGUUAUGGUUAUAUUGGUUAAUGUUAAAUAGUUGUUCUUCUAUUUUGGUAGAUUUAUCGUAUGCUUAUGUUAUUAUUAUUAUAUUUAUAAUAAAAUUCAAAAAUCAAACGCCGGCAACUGUUGAAGACGUAAACAUCUACGCCGCAUCAUAACAGAGAAUCACUAAGGAUGCUCGUGCUGUGCACCUUUGUUGCCAUUACCUUGUAAUAUGCCUGAUCGUCUGGCAUGUUAACGUCUCGCGAAAAAUCCUGCUGAGCUAUUUCUAGUCCAACAACCUCAACGCCACGGCAAAGGCGAACGCAAAUUCAAUGGCCACAUCGGACUUUGUACUAGGCGGCCUGGCCUCCGUGGGCGCCACCUUUUUCACGAACCCGAUCGAAGUGGUCAAGACGCGCAUCCAACUGCAGGGCGAGCUGGCAGCACGCGGCUCCUACGUGGAGCCCUACAAAGGAAUCGUGCAGGCCUUUAUCACAGUGGCCAAAAAUGAUGGAAUGAUGGGUCUGCAGAAGGGUCUUGCGCCCGCCCUCUACUUUCAAUUCAUAAUCAACUCUUUCCGGUUAAGCAUUUACACAAACGCCAUGGAGAAUCAUUGGAUGCAUAAGAAAAAUGGCGAGGUUUCCUUUAGCUUGGGCCUGAUGUGGGGCGCAAUUGGCGGCAUUGUUGGCUCAUACUUUUCUAGUCCAUUUUUCAUGAUCAAGACGCAAUUACAAUCGCAGGCAGCCAAGGCGAUCGCCGUUGGCCACCAGCAUGCACACAAGUCCAUGAGCGGCGCCCUCAAAGAGAUCUACAGCAAAGGAGGCAUAGUUGGACUGUGGCGUGGAUCCUUGUCUGCCCUGCCCAGAGCUGCCGUCGGCUCUGGUGCACAGAUCGCAACAUUUGGCAAGACCAAAUCAUUGUUGAUGGAAUACGAUUUGGUUCACCAGCCAACGUUGAAUUCCUUUUGCUCAGGCUUAAUUGCCGGCUCACUAAUGUCCGUGGCUAUAACGCCGCCCGAUGUGAUUAGUACGCGACUCUAUAACCAGGGUCUUGAUGCGCAGGGGCGUGGCCUUUACUAUAAGGGCUGGCUGGAUUGCUUUGUGAAGAUCUUGCGCACCGAGGGCAUCUAUGGUAUGUAUAAGGGCUUUUGGGCCAAUUAUCUACGUAUCGCUCCACACUCCACGUUAGUGCUGUUGUUCUUCGAUGAGCUGAUUGCCGUACGUGAAAAGUACAAACUUGGAGAUGCUUCUUCCUGAUUGUGCUAGUCCUUAUCUUUGUGUAACGUUAAGUACAAAUGUGUAUAAUUGUUUUGCUAUUAGUUUGUUGAAGACAAAGUGAAAGUGAAUCGCCAAAGAUCAAGUCCUCCAUUCCCAGUUCCAAACUCCUGCUAACUAAGGCUAUCUAUCAAUUUUGCCGCAACUGUGCCUUAUUGCUUGACUUAAUUUUUUAAACUGAAAAAUGAGAUCAGUUUAUAUUUUUUUAAACCGUUAUCCUCACACUUAGUCAGCUAAUAGUAUCCUCUUAGUAAGUAGCCGUAACUGUAACUGUGCAAUACUUUUAUUAAAUAAAGAUCGUUAUUUUGUUUA
Molecule: messenger RNA, 1616 nt
Organism: Drosophila mojavensis
Lineage: Eukaryota; Metazoa; Arthropoda; Insecta; Diptera; Drosophilidae
Product: solute carrier family 25 member 35
Exons: 4
Coding region: 363-1286 (307 amino acids)
Source: RefSeq, a predicted model, not a curated record